CUCUCGAAACCUACUUAAACAGUACUGUACCCAGUUCCGUGUCAUACUUAGGAUUUUUGAAAUCAGCCCGCCACAUAAUUGUCAAAACACCUCCGUUAACAGAAGAUUGGAAAGGGCUCAAUGGUGCGUGGUACAGGCGGUUUUCAAAAGCAUCAAAAGAACUGAAUCCACCGUCAGUCACGGAAGAGGCACAUUUUCCUAACCCAAGUGAUAAUGAAGAAUACCUCUUGACAGCUAUUUACCUGAAUCCAGAGUAUAGGCACAUUUUCCUAGUUCUCAUUAUUUGCGACAUGGAUACUCGUCCAUAUUGGCAGGAAAUUAUAGAAGAACGCAAGAAGGCAGGAACUAUUCGAUCAAAAACAAUUGAUGCAUACCAAGCUGUGGGGGAGAAUGUUGGUGAUGAGAUCGUGGACGAAUGCAAACAAUCUUCGAAAAGACUCGAGAAGGAUAAGCAAGAACAAAGUCGAUCUAGAAGCGGUGCAGAAUAUCAUGCCGAUUCAAAGGAUAAUGUUGAAUCGCAGGAUCCAAUCUCUGUAUCUGAAGAUGAUGAUUUGGACAUAUUUGAUCAGGAGGCGAUUGAUCAACAAGGAGAGGUGAAGGAGGCGACCAACGAUAAAGUGAAGGAAAACAAAAAUGGACCAUUUAAACUGAGCGAGACAAAUCGUAAAGAGAUUGAGGAAGUAUAUAAAUUAAUGGAUAAGCAAUUCAUGUGGAAACUUUCAUCCGAACGGAUUGUCGAAGAAGAGUUAUAUAAGCUCGGGAAAGAUUUGGAGUUUGAGCAUGCCGUCCAUUCGUUUAUCCUAGAUGUUGACGAUAAAUUAAUUGCAGAACAUUUCACUGAAGCGGAACUUCGUGAGAUGGAGGACACGCCUAUCCCAGAAGUAUCCGAGCUCUCAGAUGAAAUUAUCAAUUUACUAAAUAAAUUCACUGGCAAGACGAAUUUAAACGAAAUUCGGCAAAUAAUAAAGGAAGUAAGUUUUGGCAGUAAUUAUGACCGUGAGAAACACCACGAUAUGGACUAUAUAUGCCUUGCAUUACAUGCGUUAGUGAGGGAAAUUGAAAGUGGAAAAAUCACGGACACUAACCUUGAAAACUGGUUCAACUGCCAUGUUUGGAGUGUGAUCUUUGAUCAAGCUUUCGGGGAUAUGAAGACAAUAGCUGUUGUCAGAGGUGAAAGCACAAGUGUGUCGACUGCGACACGAAAAAAUAAAAAAGCGAAAAGGAAAUUAGGAGAACGUAGAAAAAUCGGUCGAAGAGGGGACUGGAUCCUCAGGGCCGUUAGUAAUGGCAACAAGGAUGAAUUUGGAGCUGGGGAGGCAGGUAAAUGUUGGCUAGACGAAUAUGAAACGAAGUAUCUUAGGGAAGGAGGAUUAAAACUUCCUAAGACACUUAAAGAUAUGUUAUUAAGUUUAAUGGAAAGAAUAAGUUGGAACAGUGAGAUUCGCAAAAAAAUACAGACGAUGGGAUUAUUCACGGAGGUGCUUGUCAUUAAUCAAUAUAUUAAUUCUGUAAUAGGCCUUAUGUUGACAGUGGUAUAUGCUGACAACCCUAAAGGCUACGUCUGCAGAUAUCGACGAUGUGAUACGUUGCAAGUGCCAGACACAGUAGAAAAAUUCGAUUCCAUUUUAAUGAUCCUGGCAUCUGUUCUGAAUGCUAAGUCUGUAGUUCAAGAGACGGUAAAGGUGGUUCAAACAGCAGGACAGACUACAAAAGCCUUUAAGACGAAAUUAUGCACUAAAGUGAAUAAUACUAGUCCAUAUCCUGCGUCACCAUGCCCUGGAACACCAAAUUCAGAGUCAUUGAUAGCGGAAUGA
Molecule: messenger RNA, 1814 nt
Organism: Funneliformis caledonium
Lineage: Eukaryota; Fungi; Glomeromycota; Glomeromycetes; Glomerales; Glomeraceae
Source: the annotation of a GenBank genome assembly